This is a messenger RNA of Clunio marinus, 6005 nucleotides long. Lineage: Eukaryota; Metazoa; Arthropoda; Insecta; Diptera; Chironomidae. The record is from the annotation of a GenBank genome assembly.
GCAGUCAAUAAUUAUCUUCUUUGAAUGCUAAUUAUUUAAUACCAAAAUGCAAUUAAAAACUUUACAAAACACAAUUGAAUAUUUGCGCAAUCAUAUGCUGAAUACCGAUGAAUCAGCUGAAAAUGUAAAUCAAAGCGAAGAAGUUAAUCCAGUUGUGAUACGAAAGACGCCAAAAUUUCUUACCCGUGAACGUCAAUUAGCCUUCAGACGUCGGAAACAGCCUUCAAGUCCCGAGUCGCAAAAGUCUGAGAGUUUACAACUUAGCAUUGAUAGUGAAAGUUCAUCGGAGAAUGAAAAAACCUGUCAAGCAUGUAAAUGUCCACGUGAAAAUCACGAAAUUUAUCACGAGCAAUUGCAGAAUGUUAGGGAAAGACUUGGCGUGAAAAUCGAUUCGAAAACUUCACAAAUUGAUCCCAAGAAAUUGGGCUUCACAUGGACACCACCAGGAAUUCUUACAUCAAGUAAAAUUCAACGUUUUUUCGAUCAGUUGCCUCAAGAAAAAGUGCCUAAAAUUGGAACAACUGGAGAGAAAUUUCGUGACAAGCAACUAGCCUAUCAACUGCCUCGACAAGAUUUAACAAUCAAUUAUUGCAAACAUGUUGAUACAGAACAUCGAGCUUCUUAUGAUGAUUUUAUUGCCGCAAGGAAUGAAAUUGCAUUGGAUGUUGGAUAUGUUAGGGAUGCACCAACAACAGGACAGUGUCAGACAUGUAAUCAAAGCAUCGGUCAAGGUGAAAUGUGCGUUAAUGCACCAAAGCUAGGUGAUGAAUUAAAUUUUCAUCCACGAUGUUUCAAAUGUGCAACAUGCCAUGAACUUCUGGUAGACUUGACUUAUUGUGUACUCGAUGACAAAGUUUAUUGCGAGAGGCAUUACGCUGAAAUGUUAAAACCGCGAUGUUCAGGAUGUGAUGAGAUGUUCAAGAAUAAGCAUCACAACAAAGAAUCGACAAAGAUGAGUGGUCAGGAAGAUUUCGGUCCAUUGUUAGAAGUUCUAGUUACAUGUGUAGGCGCUUUUGAUGUUAUAUCAUUGUUUGCUUAUAUUUUCGACCGAUUACUUGAGAAAAAAUGGCCGAAAGACCUUAACAAUAAUGAUGUCAAAUCUUCACUUGGGAUGCAUGAGAAGUCGCCAAUAUCCGAUUUGGCACGUUCCAUUCCUAUUGUUUUGGUUGAUAACAUUGAACCAUCAAAACGAGAUGAUGAUGUAAUCGAUUCAUUACUUGCAAAAGUGAAUGAACUCGAAACAAAAGUUACGGAACUUGAAAUUAAAUCACGAGAAAAUUCAAUGGAACGUCUUAUCGAAAUCGAACGUUAUCGUCGUUCAAAGAGUCCAUCACCAAACACAAUUAAAAUUGAUUUACUUUCUAAAGACGAUGAAGAUUCAUCAUGUGAAGAUGAGACAAACACGUCAUCAACAGAAUCACGUGAAAAUUCGAUAAAACAUUCAUCGAGAUUGAUCACUUGUGAUGACGAAUUUCGAAAAACAAUUAAAAGAUCAUCGUCACAAAAGUCUCAUGAAUCUCGAGAAGAAGAAUUGAGAGAAUUUUCGAAAAUUGAAGAAAGUGAAGCUCAAAAUAUGAAUGACUUUGUGCCAAUCACGUAUGAAGGUCACGAUGAAUCUCAAUAUCAACGUGGAAUUAGUCCAAUAGAAGAAAUGCCAUCGUGUCCGAUUCAUGGAGAAAUUGAACGUUCGCCUGAACCUGGAAUGUCAUCAUUUACGGACAAACCGUGGGGCGAUAUAAAGAUAGAUGCAUCUAAAAUUAGAAAACUUGAGAAGACAGAACAAUUACGUCGAAGUCUCUCAAUUGAAGAAGAACCUGACAAUGAAGAUCGUUCUUUGAAACACUUUAUCGAAUCAAAGGAAGCUGAAACGAUUGCGGAAACACAAUCUAACAUUUCAAUCUUCCCACAAACUGAAGACGAAAUUGAAUCUGACGAUCUAAAGCAAAACAUCCAAAUAGAAGCUGUCAAUGUUAACGAAGAAUUUAUUAUGAAAGAAAAAAACAAUUCUAGAAUGUUAGUUAAACAAGCAAAUGUCAUUUUUUCUGAAGAUGAAAUGGAAGAAGAAAAAGUCAACGAACUGAUCCCAACACCAACCCCUGUUGUUGAUGUUUACAAUGAUCCGAUAAGUGUGCAAAAUAGUUUGAGUGAAAUCAGCACAUUGCCAACAUCAGUUGACGUUCAACAAGAUGGAACAUCAAUGGAGAAUUCAAGUAGCUCUUCAUCGUCAUUGAAUAUCGACAAGCAAUCAUGUAUAAGCGAUCGGGAUAUUGCAGUACGUUCAUCAACACCUGAACCUGAAGUAAGUAUGAUUAAAACAAUCAUCACAAAUAUUGAUGAAGAACAUGAAAAACGCCUUGACACUGAAAUAUCUACGAUAACUAACACACCAGCAUCUAAUGAAGCAGACAUCGAAGAAUCACAAAAGACAAAACUUUGCAUUAAUUUACUUGAUAGAAAUGCUAGUAGGUCUUCAUCAAGAUUGAGUUCAUCUAAGAAAAGCAAAAGUCCAAGUGUCGCCAGUGUCGCCAGUGAAGACGAUUACAAGGAAUGGUUCGAUAAGUUUGAUAAUCAUUUCAGUGCUAACUUGACACUUCCAGAGAGAGAUGAUGAAGAAUUUGAUUCUGAUGUGGAGGAAAAUCUUCUUAUGAAUAUUGAUGAUGAAAAUUUAAGCGGUGCUGAGAUUUGUAAGAUAGAAGAUGAAGAUGACGUUGUUGAUACAUCAAAUGUCUCAAUAUCAGUCACACUCAACCUUAAGAAAUCAUCCAAUGUUGGAAUUGAAAGCCAGAAAACAUUUAAAACCCAAGAAUUUCUUGAAAUGGAGCGAUUUCGUGAGAACACUAGACGAAAGACUUCCAUUGUCCCAUUUACAGAAGAACAGGAGAAAAAUUUCGUGUCUGUCUUGCAUCCCGAAGAGUUUCCGAAAGAAAAUGAAACGAUUAAGACAGAACAUCGUCAACGUCAUGAGCAUUUGCAUAACGUCGGAUACAAUGAAUGGAUGAAGAAAUUUGUUGACCAUCAUUCAUCACAUUUAGCUACAAGUGACAGUGAUAGCGACUCUGACAUCGCUCUUGACGAAAUUCAUAUGUUGCCGUUGUUUUGUAGUGAGAAACAAAUCUCAUUGCUUGUUGAAAUUAGAAAAAUUAAGAAGCGAUUAAUUAGAAAAAGAGAAAAGAAAUUUAUCACAAUGACCGACGUCGAAGUUAUGCAAACAAUUGAUAUCAAAAAAUCAAAGAAGAGUAAAAAAUCUAAAAAAGAAAUUCAAGUCGAUGAUCAAGAUGGCGAGUAUACAAAAGCGAUGUCAAAAGACUGGCAUUCGGGACAUUUCUGUUGCUGGAAUUGCGACGAGAGUCUCACCGGUCAACGUUACGUGCUGAGAGACGAGCACCCUUACUGCAUCAAGUGCUAUGAAAGUGUCUUUGCAAACACUUGCGAAGAGUGUAAUUCAAUCAUUGGAAUUGAUUCUAAGGACUUGAGCUACAAAGACAAGCAUUGGCAUGAAGCAUGCUUCUUAUGCCAAAUGUGUCGCAUCUCUCUCGUCGACAAGCAAUUUGGAUCUAAGUCAGAUAAAAUUUAUUGCGGAAAUUGCUAUGAUUCUCAAUUUGCUUCGAGAUGUGACGGAUGUGGUGAAGUUUUCCGAGCCGUUAAAAUGUCUGCGGAUAUUCUUGCUCGUGAUUUGAAAUCGCGUUUACACUUGAGAACCAAAACUGUCGGCGCCGAAAGAAUCCAACGCGCCAAGGAUAACAAUGAAGAUGUCGCAAUCUUAUCGAUGUUUCUGCCGGGAUCGGCUGGAGAAGCAGAAAAUCGUCGUUUCCGAUGUGCUAUGAUGGAAGAUUGCUUCCUUGGUGAUUAUAGACAAGCGACACCAGGCACGAAGAAAAUGGAAUAUAAAACUCGUCAAUGGCAUGAAAAGUGUUUCUGUUGUUGUGUCUGUAAGACUCCCAUUGGAACCAAGUCUUUCAUCCCUCGUGAACAGGAAAUUUACUGUGCUGGCUGUUAUGAAGAUAAAUUUGCCACGCGCUGCGUAAAAUGUCAAAAGGUCAUCACAACAGGUGGUGUUACUUAUAAAAACGACCCAUGGCAUCGCGAGUGUUUCACUUGUACACAUUGUCAAAUACCUUUGGCUGGACAACGCUUCACUAGUCGAGACGAAAAGCCUUACUGUGCUGAUUGCUUUGGUGAACUUUUCGCUAAGAGAUGUACUGCUUGCACUAAACCAAUCACUGGUAUUGGCGGCACUCGUUUCAUCUCAUUUUAAGAUCGUCAUUGGCACAAUGAUUGCUUCAUUUGUGGUCUUUGCAAGUCAUCGCUUGUUGGUCGUGGUUUUAUCACAGAUGAAGAAGAAGACAUCAUUUGUCCAGAUUGUGCUAAGGCGAAGUUAAUGUCAUCAUAAGAUAAUCAAUAAUCCAUCCGAAGAUUUUGUUUUACAUGUUUUAGCACCCACACAACUCAUUCAGUUGAUUUGUCACUUGCUGAGAGAUUUUUUUAUCCUUAUUACCUUUUUUCGUAGAUAUGAAAUGUGUUAUGAAAUGUAGAAAGAAAGAAAAAGCGAAGAAAUCAUUUACUUAUCAAUGAAUUUUUAAUUAACGACAAAUCUAACAAGAAAACUAUUCAUUAAUAAAACAAAUAUAAAGAUUAAUCCACAACUAAUUCGAUCAGAGAUGAUUUAAAAAAUGAAUAUGUUAGACGAUCAUUGAAUGAUCGUAAAUUUGAGCUUUUUGUACACCGGCGAUAGUUUAACGACCAGAUUAAAGCACAAAAACUCUCUGUCAUAUAUUAAAUAAGGCAAUCAAAGUCAUUUCAAUCUUAAAUAUUAUGCAGGGAUGUUCUUGACUUUUAUUUAUUUUGAUAUGUGUCAAUUGUUAUUAAAAUAAAAAGAAAAUGUAUUUAAAUAUCUAUUUCCGUGUAUUAAAAGCUUGGAAUGUGAUGGUGAUCGGAAAUGGUAGUUUUUGUCUUGAGUCAUCUGUCCGAGACACCAUCAUAAAUAAGAGAAGAACAUUAAGAAGUCACAUUGCCCUAAACAGUGAAAUAAUCAAAUUAAAAAUUCAUAGACUUUGGGGGUCUGUCUAAAUAAAUAUUUAAUUAAUACAAAAGAGUAGAUUUAUUAUCUAAUUCAUGAAAUUAAAAGCGAUUAAGAUGUUAAAUCAUCAUGUAGGAGUGAAAUUUGUAGUCAAACACAGUUGAAUGAGAGGAUGAAACCAAUCAAAUUAAAUAAUUCAUUAAAAUGGCAUUUAACUUAACAAACAAAAACUAAUUUAUUACAUUAAUUUGAUAAAUCAUUUUUAUUCUUUUUAUUUCUGAUUGUUGAGGUUUUGUACAUAAUUAAAGAUUACUUUUUAUCUUCUGUAGCGAUAAUUUUCAUCUCUUUUGUCAAACGUGUGAAAUGUUUUUGGAAAAUUUAACAUAAAUGUUAUUAGAAAUUAUUGAACGAAAAAAAUUUGUACACAUAUUUCAGUUCACGACGGCCUACAUUCACAUGACGUUGCCUUUUUCUACAAAAAAAAGAACGAGAUUAAAUUAAAUUUAACAGAAAGCUCAUCGUGAAUGGCGUUUUGAAUGCUCAAGGAUCUGAAUGUUAAUUGAAAUUUAAGCUUGCAAGUUAGUAACGCCAUUCACGAUUGAAAAUAUUUGUUAACGUCUAAAUUAUGUUUUUCGAUGUUUAUGUUCGGUAAUUUCAUAAUUUAGCUUUUAAUUGGCAGCUUUAAACAAACCAAAAUUAGGAUUUCACUCUUUAUCUCUUUAGAUGCAUGCACAUCUGUAAAAAACGCGAAGAUACUAACAAAAGGAAAACAAAUGUUGGUUGAGUAAAUCGCAUGCUUUCAAACAUUGACAAAUUUCAUUAAUAUUAAGAUUGUGGCCUUUUUGCGCUUUAUGUUCUAGAGUGUGAAAUAAAAUAUUUACCAAUUCCUAAUAUGGAAAACUAAAUUAAGGACAGCUAUGUAUAUCUUUUGCGAAAAUGAAAAUUGAUGAAAAAUAUUUUGGAGAAAUAAAUGCUAUUAAUACAUACA